Messenger RNA from Rhodotorula toruloides NP11, 1161 nucleotides. RefSeq lists its product as uncharacterized. The record is from RefSeq and is a predicted model, not a curated record. Gene Ontology annotation, cellular component: membrane. The transcript is spliced from 4 exons. The coding region runs from base 1 to 1161 and encodes 386 amino acids. NCBI's taxonomy places the organism in Eukaryota, Fungi, Basidiomycota, Microbotryomycetes, Sporidiobolales, Sporidiobolaceae.
AUGACUAUCUACUCGGGCCCUCUCCAGAUCAAGCGCAAAGACGACCUACACUCGAUCGUCCUCUCCCUCUCGCUCUCCUCCCAACUCCCCCAAAACCGCCCCUACACCAAAUCCGACCUGGUCGACUUGAUCCGCCACGAACUCAAGACGAACCCCGCUGCUCGCUCGGACCCGCGCUUCGAGGGACUGUGGCACAGUAUGCGCGAGAGUAAGGCCCUCGGGCGGGCGACGUCGACGGACAGUGAGGGCAGUGGGAGUGGAGUGGGCGUAGGCCUGAUGGUGGAGAGUGCGAAGAAGGCUGUCGAGCGUGUGGUGGAGGGCGUGCAGGAGGUCCUCUCGGGCGAGGACGGCGCAGAUCGCGAACGCGAAGAAUCGACGUACCGCCAAGCGAUCCUCAACAAGCACAUCCUCGAUACCCUCCUUCACGGAGAUUCGACAUCUCCCACGAAAGACCUCGCCGUCGUCCCGGCGACCCGCUCGCUCCGCAAACGCGCGAGCCAGUCCCUCCGUCGCGGGUCCGUCAGUCUCCAUCAUGCGGCGGAGGAAGCGGUAGGGUUUGUUGAGACGGUGCAGGAACGCGCGAGUCACGCGUGGGUGGUGGUGAUGGGGAUUUUGGUCGCCGAGUUGGCGUGGAUCGUGUACGAGGCGAUUCCCUGGGCUGACAAGCACACGGGCCCGCUGCACUGGCUGCACCGCGCCCACCCAACUCGCUCACUCUCCUUCCGCCUCCCCGUCCUCUCAGUCCUCUACCACCCGACCUUCCUCUCCGCCCUCUCCCUCUGGGCUCUGACGACCUACCUCCUCCCCCUCGCUCUCUCGACGCUCAUCUCGUUCCCCUCGCACACUCCUACCCGUGGUCGCCGCCGCCCCCAAAAGCGCUCAAUCGCCCCUCCCAACGCCCUAAUCUUCACCCUCACACGCCUCUCUAUCGCCCUCCUGCGGGGCUACAUCCUCCCUUCCUCUUCCCACCACUCCCCCUCCCCCUCCACCGCAAUUCGAAACCUCUCCCAUAUCCUCUCUGAAGUGGCCAACGGAGUUGGAGCGCAUGGACUUGCGGGAGGAAGGUGGAGUUUCGAAGGUGCUGUGGAGGGGGUUUGGGGGGUUGUUGGUGUUGGGAUGGGAGUUGGGACGGUGGUGUGUUUGUACGCGGGGGAGCAGUAG